Nannizzia gypsea CBS 118893 is the source of this 1731-nucleotide messenger RNA. RefSeq lists its product as hypothetical. The coding region runs from base 1 to 1731 and encodes 576 amino acids. The record is from RefSeq and is a predicted model, not a curated record. The transcript has 4 exons. NCBI's taxonomy places the organism in Eukaryota, Fungi, Ascomycota, Eurotiomycetes, Onygenales, Arthrodermataceae.
AUGAUGAUUCGCCCUUUUACCCUAUUGUUUUGCAUUUUAAUUUUUGUUUCUUCCGGCCUCUCUUUCACGCCAUGCCCGCUUCUAGGGCCAGCAUUUCCUGAGUUCACCUUAGAUACGAGCUCUGAAGUCCUAACCUCCGCUCUCAAGGGUCUUACGGAGACGUUCGAUCAACUAGUCCUUGAAGGGAACGGAGAUCAUGGACAGAUCUUUCCUAACACUACUUCUUUCAGUUUAUCAUUGUUCUCCGUUAACGAAGGCAACGCAAGCGACCAGCCCUAUUUCUUUGAUUACCACUACACGGCGCCACCCUUGAAAUCUCACCCUGUGGGGAAAGAUAGCAUCUAUCUCAUCGGCGGUUUGACUAAGAUUUUCACCGUUUGGACUAUUCUAAUUGAAGCAGGAGACCGCAUCUGGAAUACCCCUGUAACAGAGUACAUCCCUGAACUAGCUGAUGUGGUGAACCGCCGCGAUGGAGAACAAGAUCCAGUUAGCUACGUUGACUGGGAGACCAUUACGGUUGGCCAGCUCGCAAGCCAUAUGGCCGGAAUUUCUAGAGGCUCUUCAAUGCCCAAUUUGAGCAAACAAGCUGCAUUCCCGUUCGCCGAUCUACCAGCUCUUCCUGCCUCUGAUAUUUCUCCCUGUAUCUCGGAAUUCUCAUGCAACCGAACUGAAUUCUUCGAGUAUAUUGUUCAACAACCUCCAGUGGCCCUCCCGGGAACUACACCUAUCUAUUCCAACGACGCAUUUCGAAUUCUGGGAUAUAUCGUGGAGUCCAUUUCUGGAAAGUCGUUUGCGUCUGUACUUAAUCAACGCAUUCUUGAGCCUCUCAAACUAGGAAAGACAAGUUUACUCUUAACCGAAGACCUGCCGCCAAGGGUACUCCCAGCGGAUACGAAUAGUCACGGAUGGAUGCAAGGCGGAGCAGAGGCAGCUGCAGUUUCAAUGCUCUCCACUGUUACUGAUCUCGCCGUUGCUGGGAAAUCUAUUCUGGCCGCAGCCCUCCUCUCCCGCGCCCAAACCAACCGCUGGCUGAAACCCGUUGCCCACACUUCAAACCCUGCAAAUUCGGUAGGGUAUCCAUGGGUUAUAUAUAGUGGGGGAGACUAUCCCAACACAUCGAUAAUAGACGUGUAUACAGCUCUUAGCAGCGUCGGCUUGUAUAGCUCAUAUAUCGGCCUUGUUCCCGACUUCAAUGUUGGAUUUACUAUCUUAGCUACAGAUAGUAACACGAGCCCAGAUCUCAAUGCCCAUACUGGCGUUAUCGGCGACAACCUGUUGCCAGCCUUGACUAAGAUUGCGGCCAUCCAAGCCAGCACAAAUUUUGGAGGAGUCUACUCCUCACCUACGGCAAACUCGUCCAUCACCGUUUCUGCGGAUAGCUCGCCAGGUCUAGUUAUUGAUACAUGGAUCAGCAACGCCACUGAUUUCCGGGCGACAUUGGCCGCCUUGAAUGGGAUUGAGAAGGUUGAUGCAUUGAGCAUACGGCUUUAUCCAACACAUCUUAUCUCCAAGCAAGCCUCUAUAUCGAGACAAGCCUUUAGAGCAGUAUUUCAGGACAAGAAUGAGUUCGCUGACUAUGGAACGGCUACCUGUGUAUCUUGGCUGAGUGUUGAUAGUUUGAAGUACGGAGAAGCGUCGCUUGAUCAGUUUAUAUUCGAGGUGGACACUGAUGGGAAAGCUCUGGUUAUUGAAAUACCAGCAUUACGGAUUAAGCUUGAAAAACAGGUAUAG